CUCACUAAAGCGCACGAGGUGUUUAGUCGUUAGUGUGUAACUGAGUUACACAAUGAUAUGUUUAAUAACUAUUUUCGUAAAAAAGUACAAGUGAAAUAGAGAUGCAAAGUUUUUUAUCAGCUGUUUACCUCAGAUAUUUUAUCAGUGUAUAUUGUGAAAAAUUUUAACGAAAACAUAUAAUCAACCAGGCCAUGGAAGGCAACAGUGACGUAGUUAGGGUGAAGGAAGAAUCGAGCAAUUUUUGGACGGAUGCAACUGUUGAUAAUGUUUUCGUUUCGUUAGACUAUUGCAAAGUCGAAAACUCUGAAACAUUUCCGUUGCACGAAGUAUCGGCAAAAGGUCCUGAUCAAGGCGUAUUCAUCCAGGAGAGGUUAGAUGAAAAAGUAUUUAUCGAUUUGGAAUGCAAAAAUCUCAAACCAGAACUUCCUCUUUUAUCUACUACUAUCUUCAAAUCUGAGUAUCAAAAUUUUCGACCAUUGGUGAAAAUGGAAAACAAAAAAAAGACUCAUGACAUCAAUGAAAAAUAUCUGAUAAUUUUAAUUAAAAAAGACUUCGAUUAUGAUAAUAAUUGUCAGUUCAACAUGAACUCUUGUUUAAAACUUGCGGAUUAUGAGAAUCUAAAAAGUUUUGAAAAAACUGUUAAAAAAAAAUCAUUGCAUAAAUGCACAUCAAAAGUAAGUCUAAAAGAACAUAAGAGUAUGAUUCAUAACAGAAUCAGACCGUGUGAAGGUGAGAUUUGUUAUGAAUCAUUUUCAUACAAGAGUAACCUCGAUGAGAAUAUAAAUGCCCUACAGUAUAGUGACAAAACUAUCGAAUGUGAUAUUUGUCAUAAAUCAUUUAGACGGAAAAAUCACCUUAGAACUCACAUAAAUGCAUUACAUAAUCGUAGCAAAUCGUUUGAAUGUGAAAUUUGUCACAAAUCAUUUGGACAGAAAAGUGACCUCAAACGUUACGUCAAUGCAAUACAUGAUCAAAGCAAACCCUUUGAAUGUGAUAUUUGUCACAAAUCAUAUGGUCGCAAAGAACAUCUCAAAAUUCACAUAAUGAUAGUCCACAAUCGAAGCACAUCGUUUGAAUGUGAAAUUUGCGGCAAAUCAUUUGGACAAAAGAGUAGCCUCAAUAGACACGUGAAUACAGUACAUAAUCUUAACAAAUCCUACGAAUGUGACAUUUGUUACAAAUCAUUUGGAGAAAAAGGAACUCUCAAAAUUCACUUAAAUGCAGUACAUAAUCGAAGCAAACCCUUCGAAUGUGAGAUUUGUCAUAAAUCAUAUGGACGAAAAAGCCAUCUCAAUGUUCACAUAAAUACAGUACACAUUCGAAACAAAUCCUUAGAGUGUGAGAUGUGUCCAAAAUUAUUUGGACGAAAAUUUGAACUCAAACGUCACGUAAAUACAGUACACGACCGCAAAAAACCCUUCGAGUGUGAAAUUUGUCACAAGUCAUCUGCAAGGACAAGUGACCUCAAAAGGCACAUAAAUGCAGUACAUAAUCGUAGCAAACCCUUUUGAGUGUGAGAUUUGUCACAAAUCAUACGGCCGCAGAGAUGCCCUGUAAGCUCACACACACGUAAUCUUCUUGACUUUAUAAAAUAUUUUUGUCAAAUGA
This is a messenger RNA of Trichogramma pretiosum, 1608 nucleotides long. RefSeq names its product zinc finger protein OZF-like. NCBI's taxonomy places the organism in Eukaryota, Metazoa, Arthropoda, Insecta, Hymenoptera, Trichogrammatidae. The record is from RefSeq and is a predicted model, not a curated record. The coding region runs from base 192 to 1511 and encodes 439 amino acids. Gene Ontology annotation, molecular function: RNA polymerase II cis-regulatory region sequence-specific DNA binding; DNA-binding transcription factor activity. The transcript has 3 exons. Gene Ontology annotation, biological process: regulation of transcription by RNA polymerase II.